Messenger RNA from Chondrus crispus (carragheen), 761 nucleotides. RefSeq lists its product as hypothetical. Gene Ontology annotation, cellular component: cell cortex. Gene Ontology annotation, molecular function: actin monomer binding. The transcript has 6 exons. Lineage: Eukaryota; Rhodophyta; Florideophyceae; Gigartinales; Gigartinaceae. The record is from RefSeq and is a predicted model, not a curated record. Bases 149 to 583 code for a protein of 144 amino acids.
AAAACUUCUUGACUGGUAUACAACAGAAAAGUAACGAGAUCGCCCUCCUCUAGAAUCCCUUGAGCUUUCGACUCUACCAUUCCCAUUCUGCAACACUGCUGAGACCUCCCAAAACUGCAGCUUCACGCAAAACAGAUUUUCAAGUGUCAUGACUUGGCAAACAUACAUUGAUGACCAUCUGGUCCCCGCUGGCUUUAUGUAUGCCGCAAUUGUGGGACAUGAUGCGUCGACAUGGGCAAAUACUAAGGAUUUCCAGGUUCUAGAUGCGGAAACUAAAAUACUCGUUAGCCUCUUGACUGGAGAAAAGAGCUUUGAUGAAAUCUCAACCACUGGAUUUCAUGUAGCUGGACAGAAAUAUACGAUGACUCGUUAUGAGAUUGAUGAUGAUGAUGGUGGGGCUGCUUUCCUCCAAGGUCGCUGUAAGGAGGAAGGAAAAUCUGCACAGGGGGUCAUCAUCAUGUGCACAGCGCAGUCAUUAAUUGUUGGUGUUCACGACCCUAAGUACAGCAACGGGGCUUCCUUUGGAAAAGCGAACACUGACAUUGGACGUGUCGCUGAUUACAUUAUGGAAGCCGGUUGUUAAACGUGCAGUGAUUGAAGCAUUGUGCAAUACGCGAAAAGCAACAUCACAAGGGUCCCAUGCUAUGUCAAGACUGCUUCUUCACCAUCCCUCUUUUUGAUGUGUGUCCCAGUGUACGCCCAUUUUAGACCUUUACUUUGCAGUAGAUGCUAAACUCAUGCCUCGGUCUAGAGAAUAUCAG